GCGACGGAGCCGGAGCGAGGGUGACCGCCCGCGGGGGACACUGUGCUGUGCCGCUGGCCUCGGAGGACUUUUACUAUAAUUACCAUCAUUGUUAUUAUUAUUAUUAUUAUUGGGGGUUUAAUUUUUUAAUUCUUUCGCGGGGCAGCGGUUUUUUCCUCCUCCUUCGGCGCGGUGGAAAACACACGUUUUAGACCAAAAUCCCAAACCAGCCCAUCCAUCCUCUUUGCUUUGCGCUUCGCAGCAACUUGGAGCCCGUUAAUUGCACUUGGCGAUGGAUGAGUUCCACCCCUUCAUCGAGGCACUGCUCCCCCACGUCAGGGCCUUUGCCUACACCUGGUUCAACCUGCAGGCCCGCAAGCGCAAGUACUUCAAGAAGCAUGAGAAGAGGAUGACGAAGGAUGAGGAGAGGGCAGUGAAGGACGAGCUGCUGAGCGAGAAGCCGGAGGUGAAGCAGAAAUGGGCCUCACGCCUCCUGGCCAAGCUGCGCAAGGACAUCCGGCCCGAGUGCCGCGAGGACUUCGUGCUCUCCAUCACAGGCAAGAAGCCCUCGUGCUGCGUCCUCUCCAACCCCGACCAGAAAGGCAAGAUGCGCCGCAUCGACUGCCUGCGGCAGGCGGACAAGGUGUGGCGCCUGGACCUGGUGAUGGUCAUCCUCUUCAAAGGGAUCCCGCUGGAGAGCACGGACGGCGAGCGCCUGGUCAAGUCGGGCCAAUGCACCAACCCCAUCCUCUGCGUCCAGCCCCACCACAUCAGCGUCUCGGUCAAGGAGCUCGACCUCUACCUGGCCUACUUCGUCCGUGAGAGAGAUGCAGAGCAGAGCGGCAGCCCCCGGACAGGCAUUGGCUCGGACCAGGAGGACAGCAAACCCAUCACGCUGGAUUCGACAGACUUCCAGGAAAGCUUCGUCACCUCGGGGGUGUUCAGUGUCACCGAGCUCAUCCAGGUGUCCCGAACACCGGUGGUGACGGGCACAGGGCCAAACUUCUCCCUGGGGGAGCUGCAGGGCCACCUGGCCUAUGACCUGAACCCCUCCAGCACUGGCAUGAGGAGGACACUGCCUAGCACCUCCUCCAGCGGGAGCAAACGGCACAAGUCUGGGUCCAUGGAGGAUGACAUUGACACCAGCCCUGGGGGCGAGUACUACACCUCCUCCAACUCCCCCACCAGCAGCAGCCGCAACUGGACAGAAGACAUGGAAGGGGGCAUCUCCCCGACUGUGAAGAAGACAGAGAUGGACAAGUCCCCCUUCAACAGCCCAUCACCCCAGGACUCCUCACCCCGGCUGAGCAGCUUCACGCAGCACCACCGUCCCGUCAUCGCUGUGCACAGUGGUAUCGCCCGAAGCCCACACCCAUCGUCUGCGCUGCAUUUCCCCACCACCUCCAUCCUUCCCCAGACAGCCUCCACCUACUUCCCGCACACGGCCAUCCGGUACCCGCCUCAUCUCAACCCGCAGGACCCGCUCAAAGAUCUCGUCUCGCUGGCCUGCGACCCGUCCAACCAGCAGCCCGGACCGUUAAAUGGAAGUGGUCAAGUGAAAGUGCCCAGCCACUACCUGCCCACGCAGAUGCUGGCGCCGCCACCUCCCCCCGGCAUGCCCCGCUUGGCCGUCUCUCCUGACACCAAAUCCACCACGACAACUUCCGAGGGAGGGACGACCUCGCCGACAUCACCCACCUACUCUGCACCAGGCACGCCCCCUGCGAACCGUUCCUUCGUGGGAUUAGGACCAAGGGAUCCUGGGAGUAUCUAUCAGGCACAGUCCUGGUACCUGGGAUAACCGCCACCGUGCCGCCCCUUCGCCUCCCUUCUUCUCUGCUUUAGGCACCCCCAGAGGAACAUCCCCGUCCCCGAGCACCAGGCCCAGCCUUGCGGUGACGACGGAGAGUGCGGCCUCACGACGAUGACAACGACGACAAGCAAAACCCACACCCGAAGGAAAGAGCAAGGGAAAGGAAGAAGGAAAAGGGUCAAACUGUUUUAAAAUGGGAAAAAAAAAAAAAAAACAAACCCACAAACAAAAAACAAACAAACCAACAACUCAUCCCAGGAGGACCUUUCCCCCACCCCGGCGAUGCGCCAGAAAACAAAGAAACAGGAAAAAAAAAAAAAAAAGAAAGAAAGAAAAAAAACACUAUUAUUUACCCCGUCGGCCGGCGCCGCGCUGAGACCUGACACAAGCGGUGCCAGCGAUGCCUCCCGGAGCGGCCACAGGGCCGCGGUGCCGCCCGCUCGCCGAAUAUGCAAACGGCUUUGACUCUCUCGUUCUUGCCUCUAUGUGAGUAAAAAAGAUCAAAACCUCCCCCGCCGACCCCCCGGCCCAGACUGUCGGGGGAUCCCGGGGCUGGGGUGGGGAGCCCCUCCCGCUGCCGCCCCGCGGAGCGGGCGCUCUCGCGGUCGGGCGGGUGACGCUCGGUGCUGUGCGAGCGCCCCGGGGACGGUGACAUCGUGCUGCGGUGACACGGUGACGGUUGUGCGGUGGCGCAGUGGAUCGAGCGGGUGGCACAGGAGGAGGGGGCUUGUGACCACAGAGGGUGCAUGAGCACUGCCAGAGAUGGUCGCGGCGGCGGCGGCACCUCGGUUCCCGCUCAGACACGGUGUCGUGACGCUCCCACCACAGCCCCACGCGUCACGGCGGCGGUGGCACUCCGAUUCCAUCGGGGACGCGGCACGGGGACUGUCGCAGCCCGGCGGCCACCGUCGCGCCGAGGCACCGGUCACCAUUUCUCUGGUCGCCUUCCUCCCUCAAGUCUGCACCGGCCCGGGCCCCGUGUGUCCCCACUGGUGUCCCUGUGUCUCCGGCGUGCCCUUGCGCCCGGGGAUUCCGCGGGGCUGGGGGAUGGGGGGCGUGCAUCCGUGUGUUUGAGCUAUGCAUUCCUGUGGACAGGUACCAGGUGGGAGGCAGGGUGCGCUCGUGUUGCACAUUUUGUAGGAAAUGCACUUUUAAGAGGGAAUCAUCAAAAAAAAAAAAAAAAAAAAAAGAGGAAAAA
This is a messenger RNA of Serinus canaria (Common canary), 2990 nucleotides long. RefSeq names its product nuclear factor I C (gene NFIC). The record is from RefSeq and is a predicted model, not a curated record. Gene Ontology annotation, biological process: regulation of transcription by RNA polymerase II. Gene Ontology annotation, molecular function: RNA polymerase II cis-regulatory region sequence-specific DNA binding; DNA-binding transcription factor activity, RNA polymerase II-specific. Lineage: Eukaryota; Metazoa; Chordata; Aves; Passeriformes; Fringillidae. Gene Ontology annotation, cellular component: nucleus. The transcript has 11 exons. The coding region runs from base 272 to 1780 and encodes 502 amino acids.